GUUUCUCCGGGCACCCAACAUAUAAAAGGAGGUGGAAGUUGAGGAGCACAAUACGGUCUUCGGCUCCAGCCACCGAGGACCACUUACAUUGCUCUUUCUCUCUCUCCAACUAACCUCGGUGAACAAGGAUGAAGUUACUACUGGUGUCACUCUUGGUGGGGUGCGUGAUGGCAGCGUCCCUGCCACGACACCAACGACAAGUCUUUGGCAACAGAAUCUCUCUCCAGUCGUCCCAGGGGUACCUUCCACCACGACCAGAGCCCUGUCAACCGUCUACCGUCUACCGUACACAGACACAGUACUCCACCCAGGUCAUCCCUACCACCGUCUACAACACUGACGUGCAGUACGUCACUCAGACGUCUGUCCGUACACAGCAGGUCUACACCACUGUCUACUCCGAGAUCGUCCGCACACAAGUGGUUUCUUCCGUCCAGUACCAGACAGUGACCGUCACACGCACCCAGGACAACGUCCGCACACAGGUCGUAACUCUGCCUCCUCAGAUCAACUACGUCACUAAGACGCAACAAGACGUGAGGACACAAGUUCAGUAUCAGACUGUAUACUCGACCCGCAUCCAGCAAGUACCAUCAACAAUUAUCAGGAACGUGGUGUCGACAUUAGUAGUUCCUCAACAGAUAGUCAGCACAAUCUACCAGACCCAGUAUGUGACCAGAACCCAGCAGGUCCCAGGACAGACCCGUACAGUGGACAGUACUCAGUACAGUACCAUCUACUCCACCGUGGUGGUACCUGCUCAGGACGUGGUGAGUACAACUCAAGUUAUCCGCACCAACAUUGUCACUCAGACCAUCACUCAGCCAGGUCAGACCCAGGUUAUCACCUCCACCCAGGUGGUGCCCGUCACUACCACCAUCUUCUCCCAGGUGGUGCUUACCAGCACCCAGACACAGUACGUGGCACGCACCCAGGUUCAACAGGUGGUGUCUACCUUGGUUCGUACACAGCAGGUACCAGAAUACAUUACCAGAGUCGUAACUGUGCCACAGGAAGUGCUCAGUACACGGGUAUCAACACAGGUGGUGCCUACAACCAUCUACACUCAAACAACGAUUCCUUCCGUAGUGACCCUCCCUGGCCAGACCCAGUACGUAACCGUCACCAGCACCGUCAUCAGUACCAACCAGCUGCCGGGGCAGAUUCGCACACAAUACCAGACCACAACCAUCUACAACACCAACUACGUCACCUCCACAGUCUUCAACCAGCAGUACAACACCGUGACAGCCACUAGCACCUACCAGCCCAACUGCAACACCGGCUACAACUAUCCUACACCCUCCCGAAGCUUCAAUGCUCUAGGCUAGCGAACUCUACCUAUGAUGAUUAUAUAAUGGCUGCACGUAGCCAAAUACUCUGAACUUAACGUGUCUGUUCUAUCGUGGGAAGAGAAUUCCUUCCUUCCACACUUACUUUUGUUUCUUAUAUUUGACAAAAUUCCUAUGAAAGUUCUGCAUACACUCAGUUCGGCAUUUUUUACUAGCAUUACCAGUAUAUAUAAACUAAUUUUGUACCUGUAUAUUAAAAAAAUCUUAAAUACUGAAUCAAAGUCUUAACUGAUGUAAUGUAUUGAAUAUUAUCUGUAUCUCUUUGUCAUCACGUUCAGCGGUGUCUGUCCAAAAUAUAUGAAAAUAUGUAUUUAUAGUCCAUAGUUUG
Messenger RNA from Cherax quadricarinatus, 1680 nucleotides. RefSeq lists its product as uncharacterized. The record is from RefSeq and is a predicted model, not a curated record. NCBI's taxonomy places the organism in Eukaryota, Metazoa, Arthropoda, Malacostraca, Decapoda, Parastacidae.